CCACACAGUCGAAGAAGAAGGAGGCGGGGAUGACUGGGUUUUUCUUCGUGUGUUUUACUUCAGCAGCCUGACACCAGCCGCGGAGGACUCAUGCUGCCUUCACGUGCUGCUCGGGAGAGCGGAGCUGUAGCCAGACCUAGGACUGCGUAGUGUUUUUACUAGUUGAAAAGUUCUCUCUAACUUCAUGGCAAAGAUUUGGGAAAUGGUUGGUGAAGAGUUUUGGAGACAUAGAGUGGCUGGUCCACCAGGGACGACAUCAGGCACUGCAGUACAGAUAACACAUUAAAACAGAUAAAUCAUGAUUCCCAUCACGGAGCUGCGGUACUUUGUGGACACACAACCAGCCUACCGCAUCCUGAAACCAUGGUGGGACGUGUUCACCGACUACAUCUCCAUUGUUAUGCUCAUGAUUUCUGUGUUUGGGGGGACCCUGCAGGUCACCCAGGACAAGAUGAUCUGCCUACCCUGCAAGUGGGUGGUCAACAACACCUGCAAGAAGAACUUCAACACCAACACAUCUGCAUCACUGUAUGUGGAGCACAAAGGGAUUCAGUAUAACCUGGACCGCCACCAGUACAACUACGUGGAUGCAGUAUGCUACGAGAACAAACUGCACUGGUUUGCCAAGUAUUUUCCCUACUUAGUGUUACUACACACGCUUAUAUUCCUUGCGUGCAGCAACUUUUGGUUUAAAUUUCCCAGAACUAGUUCUAAACUAGAGCACUUUGUAUCCAUCCUGUUGAAAUGUUUCAACUCCCCGUGGACAACGAGGGCACUGUCGGAGACGGUGGUGGAAGAGAGUGACCCAAAACCAUUAAAAAUGAAUGGCUCAGUGGACCACAAGGAGUCGGUCAUCAGCGAUGAUGUUGAAGCCAGUGUUCCGAUGCUGCAGAGAACAAAGACACGCCUUGAGCAGGGCAUCGUUGAUAGAACAGAGACAGGAGUUUUGGACAAAAAAGAGGGCGAACAGGCAAAAGCCCUGUUUGAAAAAGUCAAGAAGUUCCGUAUACACGUGGAGGAAGGGGACAUUGUGUACAGACUGUACAUUCGCCAAACAAUUAUCAAGGUUAUUACGUUUAUUUUGAUCAUCUGCUACACAGGGUAUUAUGUGCAUGACAUUAAAUUCAGCGUGGACUGUUCAGUGAACAUUGAGAACCUGACCGGCUACAACCUGUACCGCUGUGCUCAUCCCUUGGCGACACUUUUUAAAAUCUUAGCCUGUUUCUACAUUAGCUUAGUCGUGGUCUACGGUUUGAUUUGCAUGUACACUCUCUGCUGGAUGCUGCGACGUUCUCUUAAGAAGUACUCCUUCGAGUCCAUACGAGAAGAGAGCAGCUACAGUGACAUACCCGAUGUGAAGAAUGACUUUGCCUUCAUGUUGCACAUGAUCGAUCAGUAUGACCCGCUGUACUCCAAGCGUUUUGCAGUAUUCCUCUCAGAAGUUAGCGAGAAUAAGCUAAGGCAACUAAACCUGAACAAUGAGUGGACGUUAGAUAAGCUGAGACAGAGGAUAACAAACAACUCUGAGGAUAAGUUGGAAUUGCACCUUUUCAUGCUUAGCGGCAUUCCCGACACUGUGUUUGACUUGAUGGAGCUGGAGGUUCUCAAACUGGAGCUCAUCCCAGACAUCACCAUCCCACCAAUCAUUGCUCAGUUGGUCAACCUUCAAGAAAUGUGGCUUUACCACACACCAGCAAAAAUCGAAGCUCCAGCGUUGGCUUUUCUGCGUGAGAACUUGAAGUCCUUACACAUCAAGUUCACAGACAUCAAGGAGAUUCCCUUGUGGAUAUACAGUUUGAUGAACCUGAGUGAGCUUCACCUGACGGGGAACCUCAGUGCUAAGAACAACCGUUAUAUUGUCAUAGAUGGGCUCCGAGAACUUAAGAGGCUCAAGAUUCUUCGACUGAAGAGCAACCUGACCAAGCUACCUCAGGUGGUAACGGACGUGGGCAUGCACCUGCAGAGGCUCUCCAUCAAUAAUGAAGGAACCAAGCUGAUGGUCCUCAAUAGCUUAAAGAAGAUGGUGAACCUGACAGAGCUGGAGCUCAUCCGCUGCGAUCUAGAACGGAUACCACACUCAAUCUUCAGCUUGCACAACUUGCAGGAGAUCGACCUUAAGGACAACAAUCUGAAAACCAUUGAGGAGAUUAUAAGCUUCCAACACCUUUGUCGGCUGAUUUGCCUUAAGCUCUGGUACAACCACAUUGCCUACAUUCCUAUCCAGAUCGGCACACUGAACAACCUGGAGAAGCUGUACCUGAACAGGAACAAAAUCGGGAAGAUUCCCAGCCAGUUGUUUUAUUGCCAAAAGCUGCGAUUUCUGGACCUGAGCCAUAACAACCUCACCUACAUCCCAACGGACAUUGGCUUCCUACAGAAUCUUCA
Molecule: messenger RNA, 2385 nt
Organism: Cynoglossus semilaevis (tongue sole)
Lineage: Eukaryota; Metazoa; Chordata; Actinopteri; Pleuronectiformes; Cynoglossidae
Product: volume-regulated anion channel subunit LRRC8A-like
Exons: 4
Biological process (GO): aspartate transmembrane transport; cyclic-GMP-AMP transmembrane import across plasma membrane; monoatomic anion transmembrane transport
Cellular component (GO): plasma membrane; monoatomic ion channel complex; cytoplasm
Molecular function (GO): protein binding
Source: RefSeq, a predicted model, not a curated record